AUAAAUAAAUAAAAUAAACUCUGUAUUUUUAUUUUUUUUUUUCACUUUUCAGAUACACUUUCCCUCUCAUUUCCCAUCCGCUUUUCUUUUCUUUUCUUUUCCAUCUCACUACUCUCACGCCCCCUCAGAGUUAUCCCAUGGAAUACACCCCAUCUUCCCCGUGACUUCGAUUUCCUCUCCUCAUGAUUCCAACCUCUCUUCUCCUCUUCUUCUGUUUCUUCUCUCACUACCAUGCGAUCUCCUCAAUUCCAGGCAGCGCGUAACGGUGAGACGCCGUCGCCGUCGCCGCCACAGCAACGUCACAACCAUCACCACUACAACCAGACUCCCUUUCACUCCACACUCGCCGUACAAAAGCUCCGUCGAUUCAACUGGCUCAUAUUCAUCUUUCGUCUCGCCGCUUUCUUCUUCUCCUGUCCUUCCUCCGUCUUCAUGCUUACUAACUCCCACGGCUCCUCUCACUGGUACGAUUUCGAUGCUUUCAGAUUCGUAUUCGCAGCAAAUGCAAUAGUAGCGUUGUACUCUUUAUUCGAAAUGGUGGUAUCCGUUUGGGAAAUUUCUUGGGGACUCACUAUCUUUCCCGAAGCCUUACAAGUGUGGUUUGACUUUAGCCACGACCAGGUGUUCGCGUACCUGUUAAUGUCUGCUCAGUCGGCGGGAACAGCGCUGGCGAGGGUGCUGAAAGAGGACCAGGCCACGUGUAACACAUCCAGCUGGUUCUGUAUGCAGGCUGACAUAUCCAUAGCCCUCGGAUUUGCCGGGUUUCUAUUCCUAGGGUUUUCUUCCUUGCUUUCGGGUUUUCGGGUCGCCUGUCUAAUUAUCAACGGUUCUCGUUUUCAUCUCUGAAUUUGAUGAGAGAGAAAAACAAAGAUUGGGUGCGUGAGGGUGUUGCUUUUCUUACUGUGUGUCCUGCUAUUGGACGACUCUGAUUAGUGAUUAGAUGUAGAUGUGACGUGGCACUGGCGACUCUGUGUGUAUAUUGACCAUGUUUAAAGAUCAUUUGUCUAUUCUUUCUUAAUUUUACUUCAUUUUUAUUUUA
This is a messenger RNA of Cannabis sativa, 1039 nucleotides long. RefSeq names its product CASP-like protein 4C1. The coding region runs from base 232 to 846 and encodes 204 amino acids. NCBI's taxonomy places the organism in Eukaryota, Viridiplantae, Streptophyta, Magnoliopsida, Rosales, Cannabaceae. The record is from RefSeq and is a predicted model, not a curated record. The transcript has 3 exons.